This is a messenger RNA of Centropristis striata (black sea bass), 2706 nucleotides long. RefSeq names its product IQ motif containing H (gene iqch). The transcript has 15 exons. The coding region runs from base 21 to 2519 and encodes 832 amino acids. Lineage: Eukaryota; Metazoa; Chordata; Actinopteri; Perciformes; Serranidae. Gene Ontology annotation, molecular function: protein binding. The record is from RefSeq and is a predicted model, not a curated record.
CAGAUGCUAGUUUGCUUCAAAUGUCGAUCCAGCACAAGGCUGCCUCUCUCCACCCCAGAGACAACUCAUAUUCUUCUAAAACAGGUCUGAAAGGCUCAAAGUGUCACAAGCAGCUGCAUUGGGAAACAGGAUCCAUCUGCGAAAGAACAGGCACACCCCUCUGGACCACUAAGACACCGCCUCCUUCCACAAACUCCAAGAGAGUGGACCACCAGGGUAUGACGCAAGACAUCAACAGUCUUAUCCCUAAAAGCCCUGAGAAUCUACCUGUGCAAGUUCCAGUAAACAUCAGCAAAUACCCCUUUACUAUCAUAAAGGGACAGAUCAACCCAAUGGCAACAGAUUUCUGUCACUUCAAGCAGAGCUUUAUCUUGUGCUGGAGCAAUGUAGUUGAUUCUCUUGAGGCCCUGGAAAAGCUGCUCAGGGACUUUGCUGUGCCUAUAGCCAAAGUGAGCGGGGAGCGGCUAGUGGAGUUUGCCCAUAGUUGGGAUAAUGGAUGGAGAAAUGCUCCUCCAGUGAUUGGCCUUCUGUCAGUGCUUGAAAACAGGGAGGAGGUAUCGGGUCUGUUUUUACGCCCAGGUCAGCGCUACAAGGGAGAGGGAGGCAUUGAGGCGGCUGCCAUCCACAUCCAGUCCUGCUGGAGGCGCUACUUAGCCCGGACAGCCUACCUGCGCCACUGCCGCCGCAAGUGGGCGGCAGGCAUCAUCGCUAUAUCAUGGUUGAUGCACAUUCAGAUGCGUCGUGUCAGGAAGGCCCUGCAGGCCCGGCGCUUCAGACAACUGGAGAAUUUCCGCAGCAGAGCCCAGCAUCUGGCAGCCAACUGGAAACACAUCCAGUCCUCCAAGAGGACCAUUAUCCACAUCCCUUCAUUAGGAUACUCUCAGAGCCAGCGAAUGAACUCGAAGGGGUUUGACAUCCUACAGAACAUCCAAAUAAGCAGGCUGUGUGAUAUUAGAGAUGGAAAUGUGGAAGUUAUCUACGUCUGUCCGCGGCAUCUGGGGGACGACAUUUUACACUAUUACACCAGCCUCCUGAAAUGUGAUGGAGCCACUGACAUGGAUGAAACGGGGACCACACAAGCCUCAUCCUCUGUCAGACGCUUUAUCAUCCUCACACCUGAGGCUGUAGAUUAUUUCCCGACCCAUAAUAUGUGCCUGUCCACGCUGCUAAAGUACAGUCCGCGCACCUUGAAGCGCAUCAGGAACCUGAUCCAGGGGAAGAAGGCCUAUAUUGUGGGUGGAGUAGCCCAUGUGGAUGACUUGGCAGUGGCUGAUGAGCUGGGAGUGCCAAUCCUGGCUCCAGAACCAGCUAUUGCACAGCUCUACAGCACCAAGUCUGGAGGGAAGAGGAUCUUCACUGGGGCAGAGGUUGAUGUAACCCCUGGUCAAGGAGACAUCUAUUCGUUAAACCAGCUUCAUGAAACACUGGCCAGGCUUAUGACUCAAAACAUUGACGUCCAGCGCUGGCUUUUCAAGAUGGACUCUGAGCAUGGUGGCCGUGGCACAGCAUACUGUGAUACGUGCCAUCUUAGCUGCCAUAACUGGGCCCUGAAGGAAUGCCAUCGUUAUGGUCCUGAGCUGUGGAACACAGAGUGGAUUCAGGAGCCUGUACUACUUAGAUAUUUAGAUGAAAUCCCAGAGUGGCUCACCCGUUACGCCCAGCCUGUUAAAACCUCCUGCUAUCCCAACUGGGCCUGCUUCCUGAAGACCUUCCUCAGGCAAGGUGGUGUGGUGGAGGCCUACCCUCCUUCAGACAGUGUCACCUGUCUGACAGUAGAUCUGCUGCUGGAACCGGGGGGUGAGGUGACUAUGCUGUCCUGUGGAGACCAGCUUCAUGGCUCCUGUCAGCUGGCAACUAUAGGCUCCACUGUACCUCAGACCUCUGUACACCCAGAGACCUUGCAAUCCAUCUGCAUGCGUGUGGGCCAUGCCUGUCUACAGCGCCUUAUCGUAGGUUAUGUCUCCGUGGACCUGGCUACCUUUCUGAACCCCAACACCAUGGAGCAAAAGGUGUGGGCUAUUGAUCUGGACCUCACAUACAGUGACCAGCUGGCCAUGACCCAGAUGCUUCUGAUGUUGACUGGAGGAACGCUGAAUUGCCGCACAGGCUGUUUAGAAGUGCCAAUGCCAAUCAGAGAGAAAUGCUGUGAACACCAGAUUGCUGCCAAACCUCCUGUGGUUAAUCGUUAUGCAGUCAUCGGGAGCCACUUGUUUCACUCUAACCUUUCCAUGUUAUACCACAAUGUGUUCAUUAUGGUGUGCAAGGCUCAUGGUAUAGGAUUUAACAUGAAGAGGAAGCAAGGCACUAUAUUUGCUGUCUACGACAGCAGUGAGCGAUGCAAUAUUGGAAUGAUGGCAGUCUCAGAAGAUCUCCAGGGAGCACUGGUGACCUUUGCUCGGAACCUGUCAGUCAUUCAUCAGGAAAUAUCGCCCUCUAAAAUGCAAGGAGAAACCAAUUUUAAGGAGCUGAUCAAGGACAUAGAAGACAUCCUACAGAUGACUGUUCAGAACAAGAUGUGAGCAGUGGAGGAUAAACCUGCUGCUUAGACAGCUGCUUCAACAAUAAACUUGUCUUACUCUUGCUGAGUUAAGUCAACAUGUUUUUGCCAGCUUUUGCAGUCAAAUUACACUGUGAAUAUGUGAACCCUGUAGAUGAAUCAAUGUUGAUCACACACAGAUUGCUAAAUAAAUUCCCCAUUCAUAAUUA